Messenger RNA from Panthera uncia (snow leopard), 1852 nucleotides. It is a transcript of the gene SHISA3, whose product is annotated as shisa family member 3. The transcript is spliced from 2 exons. The record is from RefSeq and is a predicted model, not a curated record. Lineage: Eukaryota; Metazoa; Chordata; Mammalia; Carnivora; Felidae. The coding region runs from base 1 to 717 and encodes 238 amino acids.
AUGGGGGCGCUGCUGGCGCUCUGGCUCCUCCUGGGCUGGCUGCGCUGGAGCCCGGCGGGCGCCCAGCAGUCCGGAGAAUACUGCCACGGCUGGGUGGACGUGCAGGGCAACUACCACGAGGGCUUCCAGUGCCCGGAGGACUUCGACACCCCGGACGCCACCAUCUGCUGCGGCUCCUGCGCGCUGCGCUACUGCUGCGCCGCGGCCGACGCCAGGCUGGAGCAGGGAAGCUGCACCAACGACCGCGGCGAGCUGGAGCACCCGGGCAUCACCGCGCAGCCCGUCUACGUCCCCUUCCUCAUCGUUGGCUCUAUCUUCAUUGCCUUCAUCAUCCUGGGCUCUUUAGUGGCUAUUUAUUGCUGCACCUGCUUGAGACCCAAGGAGCCCUCACAGCAGCCAAUCCGCUUCUCACUCCGCAGCUAUCAGACGGAGACCCUGCCCAUGAUCUUGACUUCCACAAGCCUCAGGGCACCUUCCAGACAGUCCAGCACGGCCACCAGCUCCAGCUCCACCGGGGGCUCCAUCCGCAGAUUCUCCUUUGCCAGAGCAGAGCCGGGCUGCCUGGUGCCCUCCCCGCCUCCACCUUACACCACGGGCCACCCCAUCCACCUGACCCAGCCAUCCGGUUUCCUGGUGUCACCCCAGUACUUCGCUUACCCACUCCAGCAGGAGCCCCCGCUGCCUGCGAAGAGCUGCCCGGACUUCAGUUCCAGCUGACGGGCCACAGCGAUAAAUCCAGCCCGUCGUACAACGGCAGACAGGUGGAGUGCUGUCGCCAUUGCUGCAAGUAUUUCUGGGGAAAUUUCCCUGGGAGCCGGCGAUGUCAUGGAGGAAUGCGCUAGGAAAAUACAGCGCCUUCUUAGUCUUAAGGUUCCCAGCUCCCAUCACAGAACGGGUGCGUUAAGAGAAUUGCUUUCUGGCCUUGAAAACGUGGUGAUUAUUACAUUUCAACUUAUGCUGCUUUUAUUCAAAAUAGGCACCAGAUCAAUUUACAGUUGCAAAUUGGCUGAAAAUGUAUUAAUUAGACAACUCAGCUAUAAUGUUUAGGAAAGGCCUACAUGUUCUUUUGAGUUGUUUAGUGAGUCUUAGUACAAAUAUAUACAUAAAUAAGCAAAGUAAAAUACCUGAUAGUAAUUAUUGAAGGUUCUCUUAAAAAAAAAAAUUAACAACUAAGCAACCUGAAGGGACAGUGAGCAACCCAUUUACGAUUUUGGGAGAAACCUAACCAAGAAUAACGUUAGCAUCGCGAGAAGAGUUACUUUUUAAAUUAAUAAUUAAAUUUUGUUUAAAAUAUAAGAGCUUUUUCAGAAUACAAGAUUUCAGUAACCACAUGGAGUUUAAAAUUUUAAAUAUUUACUCAGAUAUUCAUUGUAAACAGAUCUUAUGUAAAAGCAUUUCCCGCACCCACCCGAGGGAAUAUUUAUUGCAGACUUUUUGUUCAACAGCAUUUAGUGUUUAAAUGAAAGUUGGACAGCUGAGUCUUAAAACAUUUAUUUGUAAAAUGAGUCCUGUACAAAUGUAAAGAUUUGUAAUUUAAUGUAUUUACCACAUUGACGGUACUAAUUAUUUAGUAGUCCACACUGAAAUUUUUUAUGUUAAUAAUAACUGUGGCGUUCAAAGUCCAUCUAUUGGGUUAUAAUCACCGAAUAUUACAUAUCUUACGUGCCACUCAGUUCCAUGUCUGAUGAUCACAUUUGGGCAUAUAUCCUGCUGGGUUAGAAUAAAUAAAGUACUUUAUGUUUUUGUGAACUUGAAAUUUUAGAUCAAAGUGCUUCAUUUUAUCUUCUUAAUGAUACUCUCUGCUAUUCAAUAAAAGAAGAUGUCUUCACUUACUUCAUAUUUUGAAAUUAAA